CAAACGAAAGUAGGAGGAAGAGAGAGCGCCAUUGUAGACGGGACGACAAGACAACUUACAUACGGGGAAGGGAACUGACUUUCUGAUAUCAUGGAUGAGACUCCUCAGUCACUCAUUCCAGCCCAGGACUCUGGUCCACAGUCCUCCAUUACGGUUCAGCCUACCCCUCCACAGUCCUCCAUUACGGCUCAGCCUACCCCUCCACCGUCCUCCAUUACGGCUCAGCCUACCCCUCCACCGUCCUCCAUUACGGCUCAGCCUACCCCUCCACCGUCCUCCAUUACGGCUCAGCCUACCCCUCCACAGUCCUCCAUUACGGCUCAACCUGCUCCUCCACCGUCCUCCAUUACGGCUCAGCCUACCCCUCCACAGUCCUCCAUUACGGCUCAACCUGCCCAUCCACCGUCCUCCAUUAUGGCUCAACCUGCUCAUCCACCGUCCUCCAUUACGGCUCAACCUGCUCAUCCACCGUCCUCCAUUAUGGCUCAACCUGCCCAUCCACCGUCCUCCAUUAUGGCUCAACCUGCUCAUCCACCGUCCUCCAUUAUGGCUCAAUCUGCUCAUCCACAGUCCUCCAUUACGGCUCAACCUGCCCAUCCACCGUCCUCCAUUAUGGCUCAACCUGCCCAUCCACCGUCCUCCAUUACGGCUCAGCCUGCCCAUCCACCGUCCUCCAUUAUGGCUCAACCUGCCCAUCCACCGUCCUCCAUCAUGGCUCAACCUGCCCAUCCACCGUCCUCCAUUACGGCUCAACCUGCCCAUCCACCGUCCUCCAUUACGGCUCAGCCUGCCCCUCCUCAGACCUCCAUUAUGGCUCAGGGUGGUUCUGUUGUCGUUGCACCCCAGCUUGUUGGCUGCAUUGUUGCAGGUUCAGUUUAUCAACACAUCAGUGUUACUAUCCCUUCACAUGGUGCUGAUGAAGAGCUGCCAAAAGUCAAGGACAAACACAAGUCCAACAUGAAGAAGAAGUUUGGGAGCAUCUUUGAGGGGCUUGGAAAACGGGGAAACACAACAUUGCUUGACAAGAUCUACACAGAGCUCUACAUCACAGCUGGGGAGAGUGAAGGGGUUAAUAAAGAGCAUGAGGUAUGGCAGAUUGAAGAUACGGCUCGGACCAAAGCAUUUCAAGACGAUGCAAUCAACUGCAAUGACAUCUUUAGAUCUUUAGACCCGAAGACAGAGGAACAUAAUGACAAAUCCCAAUCCAAACAAGAGGUACCCAUCAGAACUGUGCUGACAAAUGGCAUCGCUGGCAUCGGAAAAACAGUCUCAGUGCAGAAGUUCAUCCUUGACUGGGCAGAAGGAAUAGCCAAUCAGGAUGUAGAUUUUGUCUUCGCACUUCCAUUUAGGGACUUGAAUUUGAUCAAAGAUGACUGCAAUCUCUUGAAACUCCUGAGUGACUUCCACCCUGAACUAACAGAUAUGCAGGACGCAAAGAAGGUGGUCGACGGUAAAGUUGUAUUCAUCUUUGAUGGCCUCGAUGAAAGCCAACUUCCACUGUGUUUCCAUAACAACAAGAGGUUGUCUAAUGUAACCGAGAAAACAUCAGUGGACAUGCUGCUGACAAACCUCAUCAAGGGGAAUAUGCUUCCUGAAGCUCUCCUCUGGAUAACCUCCCGACCAGCAGCAGUUGAUAAGAUACCCUCUGACUGUUUUGACCGUGUCACUGAAGUUCGAGGAUUCAACGACCCACAGAAAGAAGAAUACUUCAAGAAGAGAUUCAGUGAUGAUGAGAACCUGGCCAGCAAAAUCAUCUCCCACAUAAAGACAUCAAGAAGCCUCCACAUCAUGUGCCACAUACCGUUCUUCUGUUGGAUUACUGCCAUGGUUUUUGGGAAAAUGUUGAGCAAAAAUGACCAUGGAAAAGUCCCUCUGACUGAGAUUUACAUUCGCUUCCUACUCACUCUGACAAACAUGAAGAACAAGAAAUAUAAUGGGAAAAACGAACCAGAUCCUCGUAAUCUGUCAGAGCCUGACGUACAGAUCAUUCUGAAACUUGGAAAACUAGCCUUCCAAAACCUGGCAAAGAGCAAUUUGGUGUUUUCUGAAGACUAUUUGAGAGAGUGUGGCAUUGAUGUCAAUGAAGCCUUCUUACUCUCAGGGAUGUGCACAGAGAUCUUCAGAGAGGAGGACUCUAUGUUUCAAGCAAAGAUGUACAGCUUUGUGCAUCUCACCAUUCAAGAGUUCUUUGCAGCACUCUAUGUUGCUUUCUCAUAUGCCAGUGAAAAUGUCAACCCAUUUUGUUUAAGAGACUACCAAGAGCUACCAAGAAAAAAUUACAGUGUUUCUGGAGACACAUAUUUUGGAGACGGGGAUGAUGACUACAGGGAUGAUGACUGCAGGGAGGAUGACUGCAGGGAGGAUGACUGCAGGGAGGAUGACUUCAGGGAGGAUGACUUCAGGGAGGAUGACUUAAGGGAGGAUGACUUAAGGGAGGAUGACUUCAGGGAUGCUGACUGCAGGGAUGAUGACUACAGGGAUAAUGACUUCAGGGAUGCUGACUUCAGGGAUGCUGACUUCAGGGAUGCUGACUGCAGGGAUGAUGACUACAGGGAUAAUGACUUCAGGGAUGCUGACUUCGGGGAUGCUGACUUCGGGGGUUAUGACUUCGGGGAUGCUGACUUCAGGGAUGAUGACUGAAGGGAGGAUGACUUAAGGGAUGAUGACUUAAGGGAUAAUGACUGCAGGGAUAAUGACUUCAGGGAUGAUGACUUCAGGGAUUAUGACUGAAGGGAGGAUGACUGAAGGGAGGAUGACUGAAGGGAGGAUGACUGCAGGGAUGAUGACUGCAGGGAUGAUGACUGCAGGGAUGAUGACUACAGGGAGGAUGACUUCAGGGAUGCUGACUGCAGGGAUGAUGACUGCAGGGAGGAUGACUGAAGGGAGGAUGACUGAAGGGAGGAUGACUGCAGGGAGGAUGACUUAAGGGAUGAUGACUGCAGGGAGGAUGACUUCAGGGAUGAUGACUUCAGGGAUGAUGACUGCUGGGAUGAUGACUACAGGGAUGAUGACUGCAGGGAUGAUGACUGCAGGGAUGAUGACUUCAGGGAUGAUGACUGCAGGGAUGAUGACUGCAGGGAUGAUGACUGAAGGGAUGAUGACUACUGGGAUGAUGACUGCAGGGAUGAUGACUUCAGGGAUGAUGACUGCAGGGAUGAUGACUGCAGGGAUGAUGACUGAAGGGAUGAUGACUACUGGGAUGAUGACUGCAGGGACGAUGACUGCAGGGAUGAUGGCUACAGUGAUGAGGGCUACAGGGAUGAUAGCUGGAGCGAGGAUGAAGACUACAGGCCACAACACAGAGGUUCUCAGCAGCUACAGAAAACAUUGCAUGACUUGCAUAGGAGUGCGGUGGAUGAAUCUUUGAACAGCGAGACCGGUCACCUAGACCUCUUCCUCCGCUUCCUUCUGGGCAUCUCACUGGAGUCCAAUCAGAUACUCUUGAAAAGCCUAAAGCUCCAGACGGAGGGAGACACAGAGAGCAUCCAGAAGACCAUCCAGUACAUCAAAGAUAGACUUUCAGACAAAAAACAAAGACAAUAUCCCUCCCCAGAGAGGUGCAUCAAUCUCUUUCUCUGUUUGAUUGAGUUGAACGAUACCUUGUUUGUGAAUUAAAUUAACCUCUUAAUAAAUGGAUCACUAGUCACCUUCAAUAAUGCCACAUUAAUAAUGUUUACGUAUCUUACAUUACUCAUAUCACAUGUAUGUACUGUAUUUUAUACCAUUUACUGCACCUUGCCUAUGCUAAUCGGCCAUCACUCAUCCAUAUACUUAUAUGUACAUAUUCUCUUUCACCCCUUUAGAUUUGUGUGUAUUAGGUAGUUGAUGGGGAAUUGUUAGAUUACCUGUUAGAUAUUAUUGCACUGUCGGAACUAGAAGCACAAGCAUUUCGCUACACUCGCAUUAACAUCUGCUAACCAUGUGUAUGUGAGCAAUAAAAUUGGAUUUGAUUUGA
Molecule: messenger RNA, 3955 nt
Organism: Salvelinus fontinalis (brook trout)
Lineage: Eukaryota; Metazoa; Chordata; Actinopteri; Salmoniformes; Salmonidae
Exons: 4
Coding region: 91-2640 (849 amino acids)
Source: RefSeq, a predicted model, not a curated record